CAUCCUCCCGCCACGUCAGUCUGCAGGUGGAAUGAGAGAAGUAACGUAGAAAGAUUGUCGGCAGCUUCACUUUAAAAAAGAUCUUAUUCAUUAAUUUGGUUGUUAUCGUUCCAAGUGCCAGGUUAUAGAAGCCCACCACCGACCAUCCACGCGGCCACCAUGGCUGUAUAGCGGCAGCAGCGGCCAGCGGCAACCCCUCCCGAGGCCAGUGCAAGGCAGCAGCAACCAGCAGCGCUGGCAGCUCCAGGCUUCGUCACAAACAUGGCGUUCCUCAAGGCAUCCCGCAGCAGCAUUGCUGUAUACGAGGAAGAAAGCUCAGAAACCAGCUUCUACGUGAAAGCCCUGAUACUUGUAAAAGAUGAACCUGUUAAGCGACGAUCUGAUGUUGGGGGACUUUUUGUCCCCCUUAAACCAGUCGUUUUUGGCGGCUGAUGAAAGUUUGGGUCUCUUGGAUGACUGCAUCGAGGUGUCCGGGUACCUCCCAUCGCAUGGGUUUUCCAGCGAAAAGGCUAAGAAUGGCGUCUCCGAACUGCUUUUUUUGGCUGAACCCUUUGGCAGUUUCCAGGGAGACGCCUUCUCCGGCAUGGAUUGGAUGGUGGAAAAAAUGGACCUGAAGGAGUUUGAUUUUGAUUCCCUGCUUGGAAUGGAAGAUCUGGAAUCCACUGUCUCGCCAGAUGAGCUUAUGGCCACGUUGGAUGACUCUUGUGAUCUCCUGGAGGACCCACCUCUCCCACCUGUGUUUGGCCAGUAUGCGCCAUCACCUGCCCAAAUUUUACUUCCAGAAAAACCACUGGAGGCAGAUCAAGUGGCUCCAGUGAGUCCCAGUUUAUCAGACUCUAAUAUCUCUAGCCCUGACCAUUCUUUUAUAUUGGAUGUAGGAAGUGAGGUAGAUGUUGCUGAGGAAGAUAAGAAAUCAGUAAUCUACAUUCUUGAAGUUCCAAAAUGUGAUAAAGAAGACUCCUCGGGUAAUGACAGCGGUAUUUUUCUGAAUUCACUUCUGAAGUCUGAGAAGGAGGAUUCCUCAGAUAAUGACAGUGGGAUUUCUAUGAGCCCGUCAUAUCUGGGGUCUCCUCAGCAAAGUCCUACAUCUACUGUAGAGUACCCUAGUAGUGUACAAUCUUCUCCCAGUUCCCCUAUUUCCGAGAGACCCAAACCUUAUGACCUUCCCUCUAAGAAUAAAGAAGUCUUGGGAAAAGUAAAAACUGUAGGGCACCCCAGAGUAGACAAGAAGACAAAGAAAAUGGAGCAGAACAAAACAGCAGCCACUCGCUACCGGCAGAAGAAGAAAGCAGAACAAGAGUUAAUAUCUGCAGAGUGUCGAGAACUGGAACAGAAAAAUGAUUCCCUCAAUGAAAAAGCAGACUCUAUAGCAAAAGAGAUCCAGUAUUUAAAAGACCUAAUAGAAGAAGUCCGCAAGGCCAAAAGCAAACGAGCAAAAAGUUCUUGAGACGGGAGAUAGUUGGCGCGUUGUGUAUGUUGUGUGUGUAUUUAUAGGUCACAUGGUUGUAAAACAAGUAGUAAUACGUAAUGUCUACUCAAUAAAUUAUUUUGUAGCUAAAUGUUAAA
Molecule: messenger RNA, 1566 nt
Organism: Rana temporaria (common frog)
Lineage: Eukaryota; Metazoa; Chordata; Amphibia; Anura; Ranidae
Gene: ATF4
Product: activating transcription factor 4
Exons: 3
Coding region: 359-1447 (362 amino acids)
Biological process (GO): regulation of transcription by RNA polymerase II
Cellular component (GO): nucleus; ATF1-ATF4 transcription factor complex; ATF4-CREB1 transcription factor complex
Molecular function (GO): DNA-binding transcription activator activity, RNA polymerase II-specific; RNA polymerase II transcription regulatory region sequence-specific DNA binding
Source: RefSeq, a predicted model, not a curated record